AUGGCAUCAUCAAUACCAGGACCUGUUUCUUUACCUCAGUCGAAAUAUGACUUGACCACCUACUGGGGAAGAGUCAAACACUGUGCUGAAAUUUCUGACCCCACGAUGUUGUUGAACACAUCUCAUGACAUUGAAACUGCUAAGAGAAUGGUUUGGGAUUAUAAAAAUGGAGUUACAGCCAAAAUGAGUCCUGAGCUUUGGAGAGCUAAAAAAGUAUUGGAUUCUACUUUACAUCCAGAUACCGGUGAAACUGUUUUUUUGCCAUUUAGAAUGUCUUCUUGUGUUUUGUCAAACCUUGUUGUAACAGCAGGUAUGUUGACACCAAACUUGGGAACAGCAGGCACUUUGUUUUGGCAAAUUGCCAACCAAUCCUUGAAUGUUGCAAUUAAUACCGCCAAUGCCAACAAGUCACAUCCUUUAACGACUAAACAAAUUAUCACUAAUUAUACAUUGGCAGUUUCAGCCUCCUGCUCCGUUGCAUUAGGAUUAAAUUCGUUAGUACCCAGAUUGAAGUCAUUAAAGCCAAACACAAGAAUGAUUCUUGGCAGAUUAGUUCCAUUUGCAGCUGUUGUCUCAGCAGGUAUUGUUAAUGUAUUUUUAAUGAGAAGUGAAGAGUUGAAAAAGGGGAUAACUGUGUUUGAUAAAAGAGGAAAUGAGGUUGGGACUUCCAAGCAAGCAGCCUGGUAUGCUGUAGGAGAAACAGCGGCAAGUAGGGUGAUUAAUGCCACCCCUAUCAUGGUUAUACCGCCUUUGAUUUUAGUGAAAUUGCAACAAACUAGAUUUUUGAAGGGGAAAUCCAAAGGUGUUGAAACUUUGGUAAAUAUCGGGUUAAUCUUUGCCACAUCAUUAGUUGCUUUGCCUUUUGCAUUAGCUGUUUUCCCACAAAGAAGGGUUUUAGGUGUGAGCAAAUUAGAAAGCAAGUUUCAUGAGUUAAAGGACAAGGAUGGCAAUGAUAUCGAAGAAUUAGAAUUCAACAGAGGUAUAUAG
This is a messenger RNA of Candida dubliniensis CD36, 987 nucleotides long. RefSeq lists its product as uncharacterized. Gene Ontology annotation, biological process: monoatomic ion transport; mitochondrial transmembrane transport. The record is from RefSeq and is a predicted model, not a curated record. The coding region runs from base 1 to 987 and encodes 328 amino acids. Gene Ontology annotation, molecular function: monoatomic ion transmembrane transporter activity. Gene Ontology annotation, cellular component: mitochondrial inner membrane. NCBI's taxonomy places the organism in Eukaryota, Fungi, Ascomycota, Pichiomycetes, Serinales, Debaryomycetaceae. The transcript has a single exon.